AUUCUCGUUGCUGCGGGCUUAUAAGGUAGCCAUUUUCUUUCUCAUCGAUGCAAAUGAAAAUCGACCCAAAAGUUACAAAAAGUGGUGAUCCCGUCCUUGUGUGGUCCAGUUAAGAGGAAAUCUGGUGUUAAAGGUGCAUGUUCAGACCUGAAGUCCUGAGCCUGCAGAUCCGGCAGCUUGCUUCCCUCCUUUCCACCCGAGAAAACGAGAAGGCACCCCUGACAACCCCCAUCCCCCCGUCGGCUGCUGCGGCCCCAACAAGAUCGGACGUGAUCUCCGUGCAAGACGAGCUGAAUAACAGCAGUGACAGCGAAGGUACUGUACCAUGUACGAGGAGAGUGUUUGAUGGUCAGGACCAGUGUUUCCCAUCGGGUAGAAACGUCCGUAAAUCACGAUCUGCUGAAAGGUCUAAAGCCCGGAUGUUGAGCGGGAGAAUGAAGCGCCCUCUGGACGAGGAGGAGAACCCUGGCAGCAACAUGGAAGAUGCCCCCAAGAGACGUCGCGGUGAAGGUCCUCGCAUUGAACUCCGCAUACUGCUGCAAAGCAAGAAUGCUGGAGCAAUCAUUGGCAAGGGGGGUGCCAACAUCAAGAGGUUGAGAACUGAUUUCAAAGCCAGUGUUACAGUGCCUGAUAGCAACGGUCCAGAACGUGUGCUGACCAUCUCAGCUGAGCUGGGAACAGUGCUAGAGGCACUGAUGGACGUAAUCCCUUGCCUUGAGGAUCAGUACAAGAAUAAGCAUGGGGAGUAUGACUGCGAGAUCCGCAUGAUUGUACAUCAGAGUCAAGCUGGCUGCAUCAUUGGCAGGGCUGGCUUUAAAGUCAAAGAACUGAGAGAGAAAACUGGAGCAGGAAUUAAAGUAUACAGCACCUGCUGCCCUAACUCCACAGACCGAAUUGUUGGAAUCACUGGCAAACGCAAGGUGGUUGUUGGCUGUGUUGAGGAAAUCAUCGAGCUGCUGCAGUCGGCACCCCCAAAAGGCCCCAUUCAGCCAUACGACCCAUCAUUUUUUGAUGAGUUUGCAGCUCCUGAGUAUGGGGGCUACAUCUCCUCAGAAUCACGCAGCAGCAAAGGUCUUCCAAGGGGCUCUGUGGCCCCUGUGCCACCAGGCAUGCGUGGAGGAAUGAGAGGUGGCAGAAUGGGAGGCAUGGAUGACUUUGGAAUGGGCAUGGGUGGUGCUUUUGGAGGAGGCAUGCGUGGAGGUCGUGCAGGGUUUGGCCGUGGGGGCAUUGGAAACUUGCGUGGUGGCAUUGGCGGAGGUAUGGGAGGCAGCUUUGGAGGUAUGGGAGAUGGUGGCAUGGGAGAUGGACUUGGUAGCAGAGGAGGUGGCUUCGGCAGAAGUGGCAUGAGGGGCAAUUUAGGAGGUGGCAUGGGCCGAGGUGGCAGUUUGUUGGGUGGAGGCAGUGACCAUGGCAGCAUGCAGCAAAAUUUCAGUGGUGACUCGACUAACAUCAGUGGUGGUCAAGGCAUGUCCUUUGGAGAGGAUGGCACAGAGACAACACAGGUCACCAUUCCUAAAGAAAUGGCAGGAGCUAUCAUUGGCAAGGGUGGAGCUCGGAUCACAGAGAUCAGGCGACGAUCUGGAGCACAGAUUGUGAUUGAUGAAGCUUUACCUGGAUCCAAUGAGCGCAUAAUCAGCAUCACUGGAACCCCAGAACAGAUACAGAAUGCUCAAUACAUGCUGCAGCUCAGUGUCAAGCAGCAGUCAGAUGGUGGAAACUACUAGCUGAACAUCGCCUGCGAACAAAAUCACAGGCCUUUUGUCAGCACCCACGUUUCUUCUUUUAAUUCUUUAAUACUACUUUAAGAACAGCUCAUGUCGCUGGUCAUGCCAUAACUGUGCACUACUCCUCGGCUCUCGCUCAUAGCCAUCAGGCAGCAUGCAGAACACUGGCCAUCCACACUCAUUAUCAUUCAUUAAUCACACUUUCUGUUAUCUCUGGCUGGAUCCUUUGGUAUGAAAAGGUGAGCACUACCAGCACAGAUUGGCUAUUACAGACUGGAAGCUGCGGUGUGUACUUCUCUCAAAAGUUUAAGCAUAUUGGAUUCUUUGUGACCUGGGACGUUUUAAGUUUUAAAAUGCCAUGAGUGGAAGAGAUUAAUUUUUAUGAGGAUUGUGUAACUGUUUUUGGUGAAGUUUGCUCUCUGCUGUUGCUCAGCAUGUAUUAUUGAAAUGGUGGGCAACUUGUUUUACACAUUAUUUCUUUCUCUCUCACACUGUCAAAACAGGAAUGAUUAUAAUGUAGUCUCUAAUUGUUACUAAGCCAGUUGAUGGAAGUUAUGGCACAAGUAUUGCAGAAUAAAAUAUGAAAGUUUA
Pomacea canaliculata is the source of this 2315-nucleotide messenger RNA. RefSeq names its product heterogeneous nuclear ribonucleoprotein K-like. The transcript is spliced from 18 exons. Lineage: Eukaryota; Metazoa; Mollusca; Gastropoda; Architaenioglossa; Ampullariidae. Gene Ontology annotation, molecular function: mRNA binding. The record is from RefSeq and is a predicted model, not a curated record. Bases 138 to 1724 code for a protein of 528 amino acids. Gene Ontology annotation, cellular component: nucleus; cytoplasm. Gene Ontology annotation, biological process: regulation of mRNA splicing, via spliceosome; regulation of transcription by RNA polymerase II.